Molecule: messenger RNA, 934 nt
Organism: Cannabis sativa
Lineage: Eukaryota; Viridiplantae; Streptophyta; Magnoliopsida; Rosales; Cannabaceae
Product: gluconokinase
Exons: 5
Coding region: 259-831 (190 amino acids)
Cellular component (GO): cytoplasm
Molecular function (GO): gluconokinase activity
Source: RefSeq, a predicted model, not a curated record
GAAAGCUGGUGUGGUUCACUGAGGAGGGCAUCUACUGGUGAAAACAUCUAAGCAAAUGGUGGAUCAUUUCAUUGCUACAGUGGCCCUAAAGACAUAGCUUUCCUGAGGUGGUGGAUGUUUUGGAGACGGAAAUUGAAGCUUUGCCCUCAGCUCUAAAGUCUAAAGCUUUGCUUGCUAUUCAGAAGGAUCAGAGAAAGAUAUAAAGAUGAGUUGGAAGAGGAGUGGGCGAUCUUAAUUUUGUUGACCCUUAUUACAGAUAUGGCUUCUUCCAAAGGAACAGAGUCAGAGUCAGAGAUAGCCAUUGUUGUUAUGGGAGUCAGUGGAGCUGGAAAAUCUACAAUAGGUGAGAUGUUGGCAAAAAUGACAAAUUUCAGCUUCAUUGAUGCUGAUGAUUUUCAUCCCAAUUCAAACAAAGAAAAGAUGAAGAAAGGGAUCCCUCUUACAGAAGAAGACAGGAUCCCAUGGCUCGAAACACUUCGAGAUGUCUUAAGGAAAAGUUUAGAAGAUAAGAAAAGCCUGAUUCUCGGGUGUUCAGCGCUGCAAAGGCGAUACAGGGAAAUUCUUCGAUCAGCCGAUCCAAACUAUGCACCACAAAGCUAUGGCACAAGCAAUAUUGUGAAGUUUGUUUUGUUGGAUGCUUCGGCUGAGGUGCUCGAGGCUCGGUUGGAGAAGAGAGCUGCAGAAGGAAAGCAUUUUAUGGCGUCUACCCUUUUGAGAUCGCAGUUGGAGUUGCUUCAAAUUGAUGAUUCCGAAAAUAUAUUGAAGGUAGAUGCCACUCUUGCUCCUCAAAUUAUUGUUGAUACUAUUCAAACAUUGAUGAUUAGGGGAUGAUGAACACAUUAAGCUUAGAAAAAUAGUUGUAAAGAUUUAUAUUAGAACUGUGUUUGAUGUUAAUUAUGAAUUGAACAAAAAUCUUCAUUUUAUUUUAUUCAAA